AUGAUGAUGAAGAUGAUUAUACUUCCAAAUUGUUCCCUUAAUCAAAAGCCUUCCAUUUCCCCCUCCCUUCUUCCACCUUCAAAAUUACCCCAUCUCUCUUCUUCAAAUACGCCAUUAAUAAUCCCAACGGAGAAGUUGAAGCCUCGGCAGAUCAUUCCUUUGAAAAUUCAUGUUCUGAAAAAUCUCAAAACAGCAUGGAUGAAACUGUUGGACGGCUUUGUUGAUUCAGUCUUUCAAUUCUCUGAUCAAACCCUUCACCCAAAUCAGAGUAACUUUGCGCCGGUUGAAGAGAUGGGAGCGGCUGUUGACGUCACCAACAUCCAAGGAACCCUCCCCCAGGAGUUUCCCCAAGGAAUCUACUUAAGAAAUGGAGGAAAUCCAUUGUUUGGAGGAUUGAAAUGGGCGAAAUCGGUUUUUGGAAGAUCGAGUUUUAUAUGGGUGGAAGGAGAAGGAAUGCUUCACGCCUUGUAUUUCAAAAAAGCCGACGACACCAAUAAUAAUGACGAUGCCAAAUGGAAAGUGUUUUACAACAACAGAUUUGUUCAAACUGAUACAUUCCGUUUGGAAAAACAUGAGAAAAAACGACCCUGUUUUCUUCCCACGGUGGAAGGCGAUUCUCUGGCUGUUCUCUUUGCCUUUUUACUCAACUGGCUUAGAUUCGGAAAAUUCAACAAAGAUGUGAGCAAUACCAACGUAUUUGAGCACUCGGGUAAAUUUUACUCAGUUGCUGAAAAUCAUUUGCCCCACGAGAUGGAUAUCAACACUCUCCAAACUUUGGGGAAUUGGGACGUCAAUGGUUCUUGGAACAACCGCCCCUUUACAAGCCAUCCUCAGAAAGCACCGGAAACCGGGGAGCUGGUUAUCAUGGGCGUCACUACAACAAAACCCUUCAUGGAAGUUGGAGUUAUCUCUGGAGAUGGAAAGCGAAUGGUUCAUAAAGUAGACGUCAAACUCAGUAGAAGUAGCCUUAGCCAUGAAAUUGGUGUCACAAAGAGGUACAAUGUGAUAUUGGAUUACGCAUUAACCAUGGACUUCAAUAGACUUAUUAGAGGCGGAGUAUUCUUAAAAUACGAUAAGUUAGGAUAUUCCAGAAUAGGAGUGAUGCCUCGUUAUGGAGACGGCGAUUCAAUUCAAUGGUUUGAUGUGAAACCCAAUUGCUCCAUGCAUCUUUUCAACUGCUUUGAACACAACGACGAGGUUGUGGUGUGGGGAUGUAGAGCUAGUGAUUCAGUGAUACCUGGACCUGAAAAAGGAGUGAACAAAUUUGAUUGGUUCUGUGAAAGAUUUAAACAAAACAUUAAUGUUGAAGAUAAUGAUGAUGAGUCAUCGUUGGUUUCUCGUCCUUACCAAUGGAGGCUAAACCUCAAAACAGGAGAAGUUAAAGAGGAAUAUCUCACUGCAACUUCCAUGGAUUUUCCCUUUAUUAAUUUACGUUUCACUGGUCUUCCAAACAAAUUUGGUUAUGCCCAAGUUCUUGACUCCGUUGCUAGUUCUAAUUCAGGGAUGUUCAAAUUUGGGGGCUUGGCCAAGUUGCAUUUCGAAGAGCCUCGGACUAGUGAUGAACUUUCACCGGGAAAGAAGUGUAAAGAAGAGGAGAUAAAAGUGGAAUACCAUAUGUUGGAGCACAACUCAUUUUGCAGUGGAGCUUCAUUUGUUCCCAGAGAAAAUGGAGACCAGGAAGAUGAUGGUUGGAUAAUUGCUCAUGUUCACAAUGAGAUUACCAAUACAUCACAGGUAUAUAUAAUAGACGCACAAAAAUUCAACAAUGAGCCAAUUGCAAAAAUAAGUCUGCCACAAAGAGUUCCCUAUGGAUUCCAUGGUGCUUUCAUGCCCAUCUCAUGGAACAAAAAAUAG
This is a messenger RNA of Benincasa hispida (wax gourd), 1854 nucleotides long. NCBI's taxonomy places the organism in Eukaryota, Viridiplantae, Streptophyta, Magnoliopsida, Cucurbitales, Cucurbitaceae. The record is from RefSeq and is a predicted model, not a curated record.